AUGAGUAACCCAACAUUUGUCUUCUCUCUUGGCGCCUGGAUUAUUCCGGCUGUCUUUGAUGCCACCCGCUCCCGUCUUGAUGUCCUCGGAUAUUCAUCUGUGUGCCCCGCGCACCCUUCGAUCGGUGCAGAGCCACCUAAUAAGACACUUUCCGAUGAUGUUACUUCCCUCCGCGAGGUCCUAGUGAAGCUCGCAGAUGAAGGUCAAGACUUGGUUGUUGUGGCUCACUCCUACGGUGGAGUUGUCACUUCAUGUGCCGUCGAAGGAUUGAGCAAGGACGACCGUGCCAAAGAAGGCAAGACAGGUGGUGUCAUUAAGGUAGUAUACCUUGCUGCCUUUGCCAUUGAUAAGGGACAAAGCUUGCUGGGCAUGCUAGGCGGAAACUAUCUGCCUUGGAUGAAGGUUGAGGGUGACUACGUCCUCGCAGAUGGCGCUGGAGAGGUUGGGUGGCAAGAUAUCUCGCUUGAAAAGCAGGAAAAGUGGAACUCGCUGUCCCUCCACACCUCCCGUGCAGUCUUCUCCGGCGAGUCGACAUAUGAGCCUUGGAGAGAUAUCCCCUGUGCCUAUAUUGUGUGCGAGCAAGACAAUGCCCUGCCUCCUCCUUUCCAAGAACUAUUUGCUUCCAAGAUGGGUGGGCCUGAGAAUACCCACCGGCUGCCAAGUUCGCACUCGCCAUUCUUGAGUAUGCCGGAGCGUUUGGCAGAUGUCUUGCAAGCGACCGUGAAGGUAUGA
Penicillium verhagenii is the source of this 732-nucleotide messenger RNA. RefSeq names its product alpha/beta hydrolase. Lineage: Eukaryota; Fungi; Ascomycota; Eurotiomycetes; Eurotiales; Aspergillaceae. The transcript has 2 exons. The coding region runs from base 1 to 732 and encodes 243 amino acids. The record is from RefSeq and is a predicted model, not a curated record.